This is a messenger RNA of Pelodiscus sinensis (Chinese soft-shelled turtle), 2504 nucleotides long. Lineage: Eukaryota; Metazoa; Chordata; Testudines; Trionychidae. The record is from RefSeq and is a predicted model, not a curated record.
CUUCGCUGAAGGUCAGGUACUACCAUACCAUGAGAGGUGAAAAUGCAAAUAAUUAUAGACUUUAUCUUGCUGAUUUAACAAGGGAUUUAUUUUUUUCUUUUAUUUUUCUUUUUUUUAUAUGCCUGUUUUAUACAAACGGAGAUGAGCACAUACUGUGUUCUGAAGGUGCCAGAAGGUUGCAGAGUCCUCAGGCUCUAUCAUUACAGAUCUCAUUCUACGGCCAUGGCCUCUCCAAACCUGGCUUUUGUGCCAGCCAGCCUGCCUCCAGCUGCUGUGGAGGUGGAAGCACUUCAGCGUUUCGUGUCUCAUUCCCAGAGGCUGUUGGUAAUGACUGGUGCCGGAAUCUCCACGGAAUCAGGGAUCCCAGACUACCGCUCCGAAGGGGUAGGGCUUUACGCCAGGACAGACAGGCGACCUAUCCAGCAUGCUGAGUUUGUUCGCAGUGCCAGUGCCCGCCAGCGAUACUGGGCAAGGAACUUUGUAGGCUGGACCCAGUUCUCCUCUCACCAGCCUAAUGCAGCACACCUGGCCCUAAGAAACUGGGAAAAGCUGGGAAAGCUGCACUGGCUGGUGACCCAGAAUGUGGACGCGCUGCAUACGAAGGCCGGGAGUCAGCGGAUGACGGAAUUGCAUGGCUGCACACACAGGGUUCUCUGCCUCGGCUGUGGAGAGCAAACCCCCCGCUCUGAGCUUCAGAAGCACUUUGAAGCGCUGAAUCCCACCUGGAGAGCUGAAGCACAUGGUAUGGCACCUGAUGGGGAUGUCUUCCUCACAGAUGAGCAGGUGCGUAAUUUCCGUGUCCCAGCUUGCAGCAGAUGUGGUGGGAUCCUGAAGCCAGAUGUGACGUUCUUUGGAGAUACAGUGAGCCGAGAGAAAGUGGAUUUUGUGCACCGGCGCCUGGCUGAAGCAGAUUCCAUGCUGGUGGCAGGAUCCUCUUUGCAGGUGUACUCUGGUUACAGGUUUGCACUUGCUGCUCAUGAAAAGAAGCUGCCAAUUGUGAUCAUUAAUAUUGGGCCCACAAGAUCAGAUCAUUUUGCAUCCAUGAAAGUGAAUUCUCGGUGUGGGGAGCUGCUGCCUUUAAUUGUCCCACGGUGACCCAACUGCUAGUGUCAGUGAGCUAGGCACUGCACCCAUCCAAGGUACUUAUUGACCCAUCAUCUCUUAAGAGCGGCUGUUUCAACCCAGGAAGGUAACAAAGAUGAGAUCUAAGGAUGCUUCUUCUGGUGAGACCAGCAGAGGACAGCAAGCCAUCAUCUGUUCCAGUUAGAGCCGCUUCCUGUACUGAGCCAUGGUCUCCAUUUACCUGGAAGCCAAGGGGUGGGAAGUAUCUGGUAUGAGAUUCUCUCUGCUCUCCUUACAAUGUACUGUGCCUCUGCUUUGCCUUCAUUGCAAGGUGCUGGGACAGGAUGAUGAGACUUUUGUACUUCCAAACCAAGGCACUUUUCUUACAGCUGGCAGCAGAAGAAAAGUUGGGGAAUGGGAGCUUGGAGGAGAGGCUAGACAAAUUGGAAGGGAUGGGGAGGGGAAGGAAAGAAAGAGGAUUUUAGCAUCUGGAGAGUCUAAUGUCACAAGCAGGUAAGUGGGAACAGCAUAGGACAGGCCAAUGAAACAAGAAUUCUGCUCUUCCAGACCUGGAAAGAACCUGUAUUGGGGGGAAAAAGUUUUCAACAGAGAAGCUGAACAAGGGCACCUACUAAAUACAGCUGUUUUCUAGAGAAAGAUUUAUUUGAGGGGCAGGUUAUCAGCUGAAAAUGUCCCCUCCUAGCAGGGAGAAGGCUGAGCAACUGGGCCACAGAGAGGUCCUGUACAGUUUGGCAGCCCAUAAUUGAUACUUUUUCUAUUUUUUUUUUUAAUCAUUGAGAAAUUGACCGAGUUUCACUAAAUCAGUGUGACCAGAGCUGCUUCUGACUAAACUAAUGCCUUCUCUGGAAUGCACAGUUGGGUGUAAUUAAAUUAAGAAAUUGUUUACAAGAUUUAUGUGACUGCUUUGGAAUUUCUUUCCUACCUAUAAAUCAGUCAAGUUCAUGCCUGGGUCAGAUUACUUUUUCCAUUUCAGAAAUUCAAGCUGAAAUUAUUAGCAUUAGAUGAAGCAAAAGAGUAAUUAAAUGACACCGAACUUGCUGUCUAAACAGACUACCCUAAAGUAUUCCUGUCCUUCAUUUUGUCCCACCAUUAAGAAAAGUUCCACUUCUUUUAAGCAACCAGUUUCUGUUGGGCCUUUAAGACACUUUUCACUAUUUAGAGAGUGAUUGAGAGGCAGAAGUGAGUACUGGGUGAACAUUGGGCCUUUGAGUCGACCUGCUCGCUAUAAUAAGCCCCUUCAGUGUUGUUCUGAGUCCUUACGAUUCCAUUCUGGAGGCAGAUUCAAAUGCUCCAGCCCCACUUGCAAGAGCAGAGUUUCCUACAGUGACCUUCCAAAGAGAAUAAAAAGAAAUGGAGAGGGCCAAGACUGGGGUGCUCACUUGCAGAAAGGGCACUGCCUCUCUAAGCAGCAAAGCCGGGAG